This is a messenger RNA of Emiliania huxleyi CCMP1516, 984 nucleotides long. RefSeq lists its product as hypothetical. The record is from RefSeq and is a predicted model, not a curated record. Bases 1 to 984 code for a protein of 327 amino acids. The transcript has a single exon. Lineage: Eukaryota; Haptophyta; Isochrysidales; Noelaerhabdaceae.
AUGCUGGGCUCCAUCGGCCGCUCGCCAACGAGUGAUGAGCUGCCCACGCUGCUGGCCUGGCAACGGCAGCUCAUGAUGCGCGGCGGUCGUGCAAUCAAUCAUCUGCUGAUUGGCCCGGGCAUGCACGGUCAGGGCAGCGAUUGGAGCUCGUGCUACGUCAACCCCGCCAGCUUUCACGAGGUGACCAACCUCGCUGGAUUCUCUUACGACACAGUGAAGCAGUCGAUGGAGCGAGUUGAUUACGGCACCUCCCUGCCCGAUGUUCUCCGUGCACAGCUCGCCCUCGACGCCACCGGCGCUCUCUGCAUCGAGACGGACGUCUCAAAGGUUUUCCUUGUGACGGCCUCGUCCGACGCGGGUGCAUGUGCGCCCAACCUCGAGGUUGACACUGCGCGGCUGCAGCUGGUUGGGAGUGCCUUGGGCCCAAUCACCUACGAGGAGCUCGAAGCAAAAAUUAGCGAUGGCUCCGCGCCAGAAAUUGCCAGCAAGCUCAACACAUCCGUGCUGGCGGUCAUCGUACAGUCUCUGGCCUCCAAAAGCGGCUGCUCGAGGUACGUGACGAUCGCGUCGUCAUCCGCGAUCGGCGUGAUGACCUGCGCGCCGGACAGCACCAAGCUGUACCGCAGCAUGACCGUAUUGCCCAGCCUCAGCCCGGACGCGAUCGAGGACUCAAACGAUGCGCGGGUCGGCCGCACCAAGCCGUCGACGGCCACGCGGAUCAGCUUGGGCUGGAAGAAGCUGUCAUUCCCCAGGGGCAGCGGGUCCGACUGGCCCGGCCUGCCGUGGAAGUCGGCUUUUGAGAAGCCCUCGGAGCACCGACUCUUGUCCACCAAAAAGACCGUGAUGGUCGUGGUGGUGGCGGCGGGUGGCGCAGCGGUGGCGGCGGCGGUGCCUGCGGCGGCGGCACCUGGCGGCUGCGGUGGCGGUGGAAGCGGCGGCGGCGGCGGUGGAAGCGGCGGCGGCGGCGGCGGCGGCUGCAGCUGA